AUGAAAGAAAGCAUAAACCCUUCCAAUUCCCAAAAUUAUUCUUACUUACUCCUCAACAAUUUGAAGAUUCCGAACAAGGGUUACCUUUUACAGCUACAAGUAAAAGUUUCAAUUAUAUUAAUAGAUAUGA
Molecule: messenger RNA, 130 nt
Organism: Paramecium octaurelia
Lineage: Eukaryota; Ciliophora; Oligohymenophorea; Peniculida; Parameciidae
Source: the annotation of a GenBank genome assembly